GAAAACUGUAAUGAAAAAUUUAGUUUCCACUUAAGAAACGAAAACGAAAAGUGCAAUGAGUUCAAUAUGAAUAUGUGCAUACGUAAGCAUGUCUGCGAAAAGUGCAAUCAACUAAAAAUAACAACAGCGCAAUUCGUUCAAUAUAAAUCAUGUAAGAAUUGAAAAAAAAAAAAUGAAACAUGAAAAAAGAAAUAAUGUGAACAAGAAAGUAUUGCAAAUGAGGAAAACAUGAUUGCUGGCAUUUCUUGGCACUCAGUUCGCAGCCACAGCCACAACCGCAGCACACAAAAGUGGAUUAGGCCAAUUACUUUGUGCCACAAACAUUCGUCAAGUACGCCAGUCACUAGUUGUCCAGUGCGAGAUGUCGGCAUAACAGAAAGUCAAACAACCAAUCAGCCAGUCAGCAAGCAAGACAGUGUGAAACGUUCGAGUGAUAGUGAGUUGGUGAGUCAGUUGCAGCAGAAGAGUCAGUUAACUAGAAAAUCAUCAAAUCAGCCUGCAAGGCAAAAAGUCCAACGUUGUACCUGUGUGUGAGACGAGCCCCGAUUUGUGGUUCUAAUUUGUCGUGUUAAAAAAAUUGUGGUGCACAGCCGAGCGUCGUUAAUUAAGCGAACAGUAAAGAGCAAAUAACAGCGAGCAGAGUCAAAAAAGAGUGCAGAGUGAAGCGGAAAAAACAGCAGAAAAAAAAGGUGUACAAGCUAACAAAUCGAACCAAAAAAUCUUCAAAUAAACUGUAAAAAGUAACAAAAGCCGAAACCGAAACCAAAACCGAAGCAGAGCAAAAACAAUCGUUUUUAUAUUCCUCAUCAACAAUUUCUGUUGUUCUUGUUGCUGUUUAUUGUUGUGAUUAAAUCGAUUCUUGUGCUGUAUAAAAAGAUGUCACCACUGUUGGAACGUACAUUGCUAUUAUUAGGCAUACUAUGCAGUUUACAAGCAACUACUGCGCUGAUGUGUUACGACUGCAAUAGCGCCUACGAUCCCAAUUGUGGUGAUCCAUUCGAACCAUAUACGCUCGGCAAGGUCAAUUGCACUCAGCAAGAACCGCUAGAACAUCUCAAGGACAAAUACACCAAACCAGUACUGUGCCGCAAGACCACACAAAAGGUCUAUGGCAAAGUGCGCGUUGUACGCGGCUGCGGCUACAUACCCGAUGAGCGUACCGAUGAUGGCGCUUGCUUGAAACGCUCCGGCACACAUGACGUGCAAGCCAUCUACUGUGCGUGCACAUCCGAACUCUGCAAUCAUGCCGCCUCCACAUUGUAUCAGAGCAACAAUCAUCCCAUAAUAUCGGCACUACCCUACACAUUAGCUGCGUUCUUUGUUUGGUUCACUACAUUUUCGAGUCAUUUCAAUAUCAAUACUUUUGGCGCUGUGCAAAAUUCAUAAAUACGAGAUAUACAAAAACUUAGACACAUACAUACAUAUACUCGUAUAUAUAUAAAAUAAGAACAUACAUAUGUGUAUAUGUGUAUUACGGAAAUUAAGGCGAGAGAUUUAUUUUUCAAUUUGGAGUUGAAUUGUCAUCACAAAAACCAUUCAGUGGAAUAGAAGAUAGUGCGGAAAAACAAAAACAAACAACAAAAUACAAGUAAAGGUUGGAGAAAAAAAAAACAAAAACAAAGAAUGGCUUAAAACCAGCAGCUGCUGACUAAAAUUAAACAGUAGCAUAUUGGAGAUACCGUGAGGGUGGGGGAAACUGGAAACAUUGAAGAGCAGCCUGCAUGGAGGAGAAGAGAAUGUUGUUUUAAGGAGAGCUGAGACAGCGUUUAAUUGGUAAAUUUAAGUGGAGCGAUACAUGAAAGAGCUACAUACCUAUGCCGGAUUUAUAAUGAUUUUGCUGUAGUUGCUGAAAAUAAGUUCAUUUGUUAACUUUUAGUUUGGCUUAUUGGAGUGAAAUCAACAACAACAACUAUACUGCAUAACACAAACAACAAAUAUUAAAAAAGGGGGAACAAAUUAAAAAAAAGGUUUUUGGUUAUUUCAUAAUUCCAUCCACAACCGAAACAAUAACAUUCGCAUAAGUGAAAAAAGAUUAGUUUAAAGAAUUAAUAGAUUAUGCGCUGGUACUACCAACAGCCAGCAAGCAGUAUUUUAAAUUUUUUGCUUUGCAAUUGCGCUCGGCUUGCUGACAGUAAAUGAUUCAAUAGGCAAAAACAACUGAAAUUAUGCUUUGUUCAUCAAAAUACAUAGCAAUUCACAAAGGACUGCAAAAAAUUGGCUGUCAACAGGCAGGUUAUAUCACAAAGCUUACCAAGCUUGCACCCGAUCAACCACGCGCGUUGUUAUGUGCGUGUGCAUGUAUGUAGAUGAUAAUUAGCAUGCGCUUACAUAUAUAUACAUAUGUAUGCAUAUAUAUAGAGUUAAUUUACUUAUUAAAUGUGACAUCUAAGACGUUAGGAACACAUAAUUAAAACAAACACAAAAACAAAAACGUCAAGAAAAAGAAAAAAGUACUGCCGUCAUAUGUCUUGCAAUGAAAUACUCGUACAUAAAUUUUAAUAAUAAUUUCACGAUGUAUAUAUGUAUGUAUGUGUACUCUAGUUCUAAAUCCAUCUACAAGUGCAUGGAGCCACUAUAUAUGUAGUUACAUAUGCGAGCUGCCAGUUUAGCAAAACACUAGAAGUCACAGAAAAUAACAACAAUGCUGUGCUGACGAUAUACGUAUGUAUGUAUAAGUAUAUUUAAAUUUCGAAUUGAAAAAUUGAAAAAUUGCGUUUUGGCAGGCACAACUUUUUGCUUGCAUACGUCAAUAUUUUUACGAAAUACUAGCGCUUUGUGGUUGUACAAGUGUAGGGAAUGAAAUUUCUUGUGUAGGGAAUGGAAUAGUAUAUAUGUAUGUAUGAAUUUUCUAAACAACUCCAUCACGAUGAAGUUAUAUAAUAGCUGCCAACUUCUGUUGUAUAUUCUAACUUUUAGAAAAUGACACUCAUGCACACAAGCUAAGAAAUAAACACAUAUACUAACACACACACACAACCGCCAUCUUUAAAGCACUUUAUAUUGAAAGUAACUCCCAAAGCAAUGCAACUCUUUUAAAUAUACGUGAAAAUAGUAGGUAAUAACUUAGUUCAACGCUAACCUGGCAGGGCAGGCAAACAAAAAUAAAAAUUUAAGUACUUAUAAUUUUUGGAAAAUUUAAACAUAUUCAUGUACAGUGUACGCGUAUGUGAAAGCAGUAUUGAACACCAAAUGGUAGGUGAUCGAAUUAAGCACGAAAAUGUCUCAGCAACAGGCUGAUCUUAGUGAAGUAAAGCAAAGUAGUGAGUGGCAAGUGAAAGGUGUGAGCGCUAGUGCGCAUAGAAAUUUGUAAAUUAAUGAAAAAUAAUUAAAAGAAAUAAAGGAAAUAACUACGUAAAAUAAACAAUACUAGGAUUCAUCGCAAAUACAACGCAUACAAACAAAUUAUGAAGUUACAAUUAGUUUAAACACAUAAAAAUACGCUCAAUACAGAAGAAAAAAAACCAAAAUACACACACACAUACACAUUAAUAAAGGAAAAGUAAAACUAAAAACUCAGCUGACUUACCUACAUAUUAAACUAUGUACAUUCACAUAUAAGUAGUUACAUAUACAUACAUACAUACGUACAUACUCAACUUUCACAUGCAUGAAUCCGUACUUUUGUCCACAAACGAGCAGUCAAAAGGCAAAAAAGUAUAUAAAAAAUUUAGUUAAUCUGUACCACUUUAAAUAAAAGAGGAAAAAAAAAUCAUAAACCCAUUAAUAAUUUCCAUAAAAAAAAUAAAAAGUUAGUUAAAGUAAGAUAAAUAACAGAACAAAACAC
Molecule: messenger RNA, 3784 nt
Organism: Anastrepha ludens (Mexican fruit fly)
Lineage: Eukaryota; Metazoa; Arthropoda; Insecta; Diptera; Tephritidae
Exons: 5
Coding region: 877-1386 (169 amino acids)
Biological process (GO): sleep; positive regulation of voltage-gated potassium channel activity; regulation of synaptic transmission, cholinergic
Source: RefSeq, a predicted model, not a curated record